GAGAAAAAAAACCCCCUUUUGGUUCUUCAAAUUCUUCACUCCAAAACCCAAGCAACUGUCAUCGUUUCUGCCUUUUCCAACAUCUCUGCAAUUACGUUUCUUUCCGCCGCCAAUUUUUAAUUUGAUACUGAAUAGCGCCGAUCGCUGAGAAAAUUAUUUCGGUUUAUCACUGAAUUGGCGAUUUGGGGGAAAAAGAAAUGGAUCUUGGAUGCAUUGACAUGGGUUGUGUUGAGAAAGAUAGCAGUCCGAAGGAGUCGACCACGUCUGCUUCUAAGCUUGGAAAGAAUAAAGUAAAGGAUGCGAUGAGGUCUAGCUCAAAUGCACUGAACAAACUCACAUCUCAAAUAUCUAAGCCUCCUCGUCGUAAAACUUCUCCCCUUAAUUGGUUCCCACGGAAGAAGAUGGAGCCUUACCUGAAGAGGAAACUGAAAAUGCUUCAGGAAGUAGAUGGUAUGCAUCUGACUCUCGUUGAAACUCUAGGGGAUUCAAAUCCCCAUUACUCGAGGGUGUUGAGGGAAAAGAUUGCAAUAAGAGAAGCUGCACAGAAAGCAAUGGAGGCAAGAAAGGCAGCAAUGGUGGAAGCAUCAUGGUGUCGUAUACUUAAGGCAGCCAGGAUUGAAAGUAAAGAAGCAGAAGAGCAGCUAUCAAAAGCAGAACUCUCUGCUGCCGAAGCUUUGGAAGCUGCACGGGUAGCUGGUGUGAUCAUGAAUGGUACACCGGAUUCUGGUACAGGUGGAUCAACCACCCAUAAGGUCUCAGCAACUUUUGAAACUGCAUUUUCUGUUGAUAAUCAAGUAGCUGCUGCAGUUAAAGCUGCUUUCGUUAAGCUUGCAAAUUGCCACUCUAUCAACAAAGAUGAGUUUAAGGAAUUGUUGCACAAAAUCAGCGAGAACCCUGACUUGGAUGACUUGUCAGCAAUCACUUCAGAAUGUGAUUCUGAUGAUGCCGGUUCAGAUGCGGAAGCAGGAUCCUGUAAGGAUAGUUCAAAGCUGAGAAAAAGGCCAGAGUCGGAUAAGUUUAAUAUGACUAAUAUUGUCGAAAUGAUGCUUGGUCGACUUCAAUGCUUAAAAGAAGAGGAGCUGGCUUCUCUUGCAACCAUAGUUGCAACUAGUGGCCUAAAUGCUGCACUGGCUGAAACAGAAAUCAGCUCGGCCGUUCAAAACACUGAGAAUCCUUGUCCCAAAGUCUCAAGGAGGUCGUCUGUAUGUGGAAGAGCAACGAAGAGUUCUAGGGGCGCUGUCGAGGAAGAAAUUCCUGGCCUGGGCCAGUUUCUAGUUAAACGCUUGACAAGGCUUGAAAGAGAGAUAUUAGAAGCCAAAAAUGCCAGAAAAAACGAAGCUAGUGAUGGAAGUCAAGGGACUGAUGAUGAGAAGCUUCUUUCUGCCAAUGAUUCAAGUUCGAGAUCUAAAGUGAAGAACAUCAAGGAUGAUGGCACAGCGGUUCCAGACUUGAGAAGUGUACUGACGAAGCAUAAAUCAAAACUCGAGAAAGAGAUCGAAGAAGCCAAAAAUGCCAGAAAAACUGAAGCUAGUGAUGGAAGCAAAGGGGCUGAUGAUGAGAAGCUUCUUUCUACCAAUGAUUCAAGUUUGAGGUCUAAAGCGAAUAUCAAGGAUGAUGGCGCAGCGGUUCCAGACUUGGGAAGUGUGCUGACGAAGCAUAAAUCAAAACUUGAGAAGGAGAUCGAAGAAGCAAGGAGGAAUGGUAGAUCAUCAAGAGGAGCACCCCGUGCAAAACAAGAUGCCUCAGAUAUUCCUAGCCUGGAUAAAUAUUUGGUGAAGCGUUUGACAAGGCUUGAAAUGGAGGUUCAAGAAGCUCGGAACAGAAACAGAUUGCAGCCAAUGGAAAAGACAAGCAGUCAUCCAUCAGAUGCUAAAAGUUCAGAAGAUAUCCCUAUUGGUACCAAUGAGGAUUCCCAAGGCAAAGAGAAUGUAGACCUUAACAUGAUUGAGAACCGAAAUACUGUUAAGAGGAAAGAAGCACAAACUGGUUCAGAAUCAGAUCACUUGGUGCAGAAAGAGGAACGAAACACAGUUAGAGUUCAAAAGCUCCAAAGAAAAAGCCAAGAAAACGGCUCAAAUUAUGAGAGCCUAGACAAAGUUCUAGUAAAGCAUGUGUCAAGACUGGAAAAGGAGAAACUAGAAUUUUGUGCAGAUGAAAGCAUGCAAAUGAAACCGAAGCGCAAGGACGCUGGUAGAGAAAUGGAAAGCAGUUUGGACCAAGUUCUAGUGAAGCACAAGUCAAAGCUGGAAAUGGCAAAAAUGGCUGCUGAGCAGCAGCAACAAGGGGAUAGCAGCAUCAGACAUUCAGUGACUCGUCGCGAAGCUAGGGAGCGAGAGCUGCAAGCAGCAUGGGGAGGCAUGAGCCUAGGAAACUCUAUGCGCCCUCAUGUCUCGAGGCUUCAAAGAGACAAGGCUGCUUGGCUUGAAGCUGAAGAAGAGGAGAAGAAUAUUGAGGUGCAGUCUUCCUCAACUUUGUGCUAGACUCAUUGGUUGCUACCUAAUAUUUCUCAUAGGCAAGCAUCAAGUUAUUAUGUACUCCAAAUUCUUUAUAUGGGUUGUCAAUAUUGAAAUUCUUUUCUACCCUCUCUUUGGAGGUGAGAGGCUUAAGACCAUCACCAUUGUGUUUUCUGUGCAAUGUAAUUGAUCAUUUGUGAA
Molecule: messenger RNA, 2654 nt
Organism: Salvia hispanica
Lineage: Eukaryota; Viridiplantae; Streptophyta; Magnoliopsida; Lamiales; Lamiaceae
Product: myosin-2 heavy chain-like protein
Source: RefSeq, a predicted model, not a curated record